This is a messenger RNA of Trematomus bernacchii (emerald rockcod), 936 nucleotides long. RefSeq names its product fibroblast growth factor 23 (gene fgf23). NCBI's taxonomy places the organism in Eukaryota, Metazoa, Chordata, Actinopteri, Perciformes, Nototheniidae. Bases 1 to 816 code for a protein of 271 amino acids. The record is from RefSeq and is a predicted model, not a curated record. Gene Ontology annotation, molecular function: type 1 fibroblast growth factor receptor binding; growth factor activity. The transcript is spliced from 3 exons. Gene Ontology annotation, cellular component: cytoplasm. Gene Ontology annotation, biological process: positive regulation of cell population proliferation; animal organ morphogenesis; positive regulation of protein phosphorylation.
AUGGACGUCAACAGGAGACUUGGGAUAAAGGAUGCUGUGCUUGCGCUUUUACUCGCCGUACUCCAGGGAUUUCCUCUCGGGGAAACUGCCCCGAAUCCUUCACCGUUGGUUGGAUCCAACUGGGGGAACCCGAGGAGAUAUAUCCACCUGCAGACAUCCACAGAGCUCAACAACUUCUACUUGGAGAUCAGAUUGGAUGGCACUGUACGCAGGACUACAGUGAGGAGCUCAUAUAGUGUGAUUUUACUGAAAUCUGAGACCAGAGAGCGCAUUGCCAUCUUUGGCGUCAAAAGUAGUCGUUACUUGUGUAUGGAUCUGGAGGGCAACCCAUUCAGCUCGCCCACUUGCCUCAGGGACGACUGUCUGUUCAACCACAGGAUUCUGGAGAACAACCGGGAUGUGUACUUCUCCAGCCGGACCGGCAUCCUCUUCAACCUGGAGGGCUCCCGGCAGGUGUUCGCGGCGGGGCAGAACCUCCCGCAGACCGCCCUCUUCCUGCCCAAGAUGAACACGGUGCCGCUGGAGCGCCUGCUGCUGCACCGGGAGAAGAGGAACCAGGUGGUGGACCCCUCCGACCCGCACAACGUCUACUUCGUUCAGACCGAGGAGGGCUCGGACUCUCGGGCAGUUCCGGAGGAGGACGCAGAUCUAGAGGUGGAGUUGGAGUUGGAGGUGGAGGUGGAGGUGGAGGUGGAAGUCGGAGAUGAUGGGCGCAACGUGUCCCGGGAGACUCCGCUGGCUCCAUCCACCCAUGACCCCUGGAACGUGCACUCGUCCAACCCGGCCAGCCCUCGCAGCACCGGGAUCAUGGGCUGACUUUUGUGGUGACUGACAUGGAUAUGUUUACCAAGUUAGACCAAGUUGCAAAACAGUAGACUUGACUUGCAGCCCCUUUUUGCACAACAAUUUGAGAUCACAGAAGAACAACAAGUUCAA